AUGGAAGAAGAUGAUCGAUCGUUGCGAGGGAUGCUUCUGGGUACAAUUGACGAGGUGGUGCUGGCCAAAACUGUUGUUCCCAUAGUAGUUCCCGAACAACAGGGUAAUAACACAGUACUCGAUGAAGACGAAACAAUAAUUUGCCAGAAAGUGGAUGACGAUUUAUUUAACAUUAGUGACGACUAUGCCAUUUUGAAGUGCCUUGGACACGGCGCUUUUGGACACGUUGCUGAAGCCUACCAUCGGAAGACGAACACAAGUGUUGCCAUCAAAAAAGUUGAAAUAGACAAAGACCAGAAUAUAUCCGAGGAGUAUAAAUUUUUACAAUGGAAACGACUUAGUGGCGAAAUAUUUAUAUUGAACGCGCUGAAGGGUAAACAUGAAGGUGUUGUACAAUUAUACGACGUGCGUGUGGAACCGAAUAAUAAUAGAAUGAAAGAAGUGUAUUUAACAAUGAACUUGAUGGCGACAGAUUUAGACAAAUUGAUUAAAUCACGGAGAUUAACUAAACGAGAUAUACAACGCUAUACCUAUAAAAUAAUUAAGGCAAUCCAAUACAUCCAUUCAGCUAAUGUCGCCCUCAAAAAUUCGCUGAACAAGCGAAAUAUGAGCAACUACGGAGUUGGAACAGAAAUCUAUCGUGCUCCCGAACUUCUUCUCAGAUGUUCGCAUUACAACCGAGCUGUUGACUUGUGGUCAAUUGGGUGCAUAUUCGGAGAAAUGUUUGAAGGUACUUCGUUGUUUACUGGUGCACGUUUCUAUCAAUUAUAUCCCGAAGUAUUUGAACUGAUCGGUACUCCAACAACUAACGAAGAUAUCGAAUGGUUGUCAGAAGAGUGCAGGUGUACAAUCAGAAGCAGUCCAGUCCAACCUGAAUCGUGGGAAAAAUUAUCAAAUAUAUCAAAAGAUCCAGACGCGUUGGGCUUACUACAGAAGCUAUUGGUAUUCAAUCCGAAUGAUCGAAUAAAUGCUCAGAAAGCAAGCAAGGAUCCCUAUUUUGCAUUAGAUUCAUUUGAUCAAUCCGUAGAAAAUGAAAUCUCAGAAAUUAAAAUAUCAGAGGAUUCGAAAACGGUGCAGGAUGUUCAGCAGAAAAUAUACAAUCAAGUGAAAGAAAUUAGACUCAACCAUAAAAAGAUGACUGAUGACGAACUGAUCUCCACGUUCGGAUUUCAAAACUGUCUUUCUUUCUGA
Didymodactylos carnosus is the source of this 1191-nucleotide messenger RNA. NCBI's taxonomy places the organism in Eukaryota, Metazoa, Rotifera, Eurotatoria, Philodinida, Philodinidae. The record is from the annotation of a GenBank genome assembly.